Molecule: messenger RNA, 3190 nt
Organism: Pseudophryne corroboree (corroboree frog)
Lineage: Eukaryota; Metazoa; Chordata; Amphibia; Anura; Myobatrachidae
Gene: KIF2A
Product: kinesin family member 2A
Exons: 22
Coding region: 337-2580 (747 amino acids)
Biological process (GO): microtubule-based movement
Molecular function (GO): microtubule motor activity; ATP binding; microtubule binding
Source: RefSeq, a predicted model, not a curated record
UCCUCUCAGCGCAUGCGCCUCUCUUCCCCAGCAGCCCGCCCCUGUGACGUCACAGCGCAUGCUUGCCCAGGCACCGCCCAGUUUCAGUUGCGCCGCUGUGUCCCCGCCUCCUCCACCGAGUGAAUGUGACCGGCAGAGGCGCCUCACCGCCCGCACCCCACCUCCGGAGCCCCGUCCCGUCCUCCCGCCCCCCGGCUCCCGGCAUCGUCUCCUCAGCUGUGCUAGCAUUCAAACAAUAACAGGCGGUGCGCUUGUGGAGGGAGGAGAGGCCGGCAGCGGGGCGCUGAGGAGGGGGCGGCAUGGCAGCCAGCUUCGGCAAAAUACAGAUCGGCAUCUAUGUGGAGAUCAAGAGGAGCGAUGCUGGUAUCAUGUCUAAUACCGAUGUCAUCAGGCACUGAGUUGACAGGUCGGAUACACCAAGCAAUGGUAACCUCUCUAAAUGAAGAUAGUGAAAGCAUCACUGUUGAAUGGAUUGAGAAUGGAGAUACGAAAGGAAAAGAGAUUGAUUUGGAAAGUAUAUUUUCACUUAAUGCUGACCUGGCUCCUGAUGAAGAAAUUGAACUGGGCCCUGAGAUUCCACCUCCUCCUACCCCCACAACAAAAGUGAACAAGGUUGUAAAGAACCGGCGUACUGUAGCCCCAGCCAAGAAUGAAACGCCUGCAAGGGACAAUAGAGCAGUGGGUUCAGCCCGGCCACGGCCAAGCCAGCCUCCAGAGCCGCCAGCCUCUGCACAGCAGAAUGGUAGUGUUUCAGAUAUAUCUCCAGAUCAGCCUGGAAAAAAGGACUUUGGCCCUCCUUCUCGGAGGAAAUCUAACUGUGUGAAAGAAGUAGAAAAGUUGCAGGAGAAGCGUGAGAGAAGACGGAUACAACAGCAAGAACUGCGAGAGAAGCGAGCGCUGGAUUUUGAUGCCACAAAUCCAAACUAUGAAAUAAUGUGUAUGAUAAAAGAUUUCAGGGGAAGUUUGGACUACCGGCCUUUAACUACAGCAGAUACCAUUGAUGAGCAUCGGAUAUGUGUAUGUGUUAGAAAACGUCCACUAAAUAAGAAAGAGAACACCAUAAAAGACCUUGAUGUCAUUACAAUUCCCAGCAAAGAUGUAGUAAUGGUGCAUGAACCCAAACAAAAAGUGGACCUUACAAGAUUUUUAGAAAACCAAACUUUUCGUUUUGACUAUGCCUUUGAUGAAUCUGCGCCAAAUGAAAUGGUCUACAGAUUUACUGCGCGACCUCUUGUAGAAACCAUCUUUGAAAGGGGGAUGGCCACUUGCUUUGCAUAUGGACAAACUGGAAGUGGGAAAACUCACACCAUGGGUGGAGACUUUUCUGGGAAGAAUCAAGACUGUUCAAAAGGAAUAUAUGCACUCGCAGCACGAGAUGUAUUUCAAAUGCUGAAGAAACCAAAUUAUAAAAAACUAGAACUUCAAGUAUAUGCUACAUUUUUUGAGAUUUAUAGUGGUAAGGUGUUUGACUUGUUGAACCGGAAAACUAAAUUACGGGUCCUUGAGGAUGGCAAACAGCAAGUGCAGGUGGUCGGACUGCAGGAACGAGAGGUGAAAUGUGUAGAAGACGUCCUGAAACUCAUCGAAAUUGGCAACAGCUGCCGGACGUCUGGUCAGACAUCUGCUAAUGCACACUCCUCUAGAAGCCAUGCUGUGUUCCAGAUAAUUUUACGGAAAAAAGGAAAGUUACAUGGUAAAUUCUCUCUCAUUGAUUUGGCGGGAAACGAAAGAGGAGCAGACACAUCCAGCGCAGACAGACAAACGCGGCUCGAAGGGGCUGAGAUAAACAAAAGUUUACUAGCUCUUAAGGAGUGCAUUCGUGCGCUAGGGAGAAAUAAGCCGCACACCCCGUUUAGGGCCAGUAAACUGACACAAGUUCUGCGGGACUCUUUUAUUGGGGAAAACUCUCGUACCUGCAUGAUUGCUACCAUCUCUCCCGGAAUGGCAUCUUGUGAAAAUACUUUAAACACUUUAAGAUACGCAAACAGAGUAAAGGAAUUUGGGAUUAGUCCGUCGGAUAUUCCCUUCUCUCAGGGUAGCGGAAGUCGCUCUGACCUCUCUCCUUCCUAUGAGUAUGAUGAUGACUUCUCCCCUACACUCACCAGAGUUAAAGAACUGACCGUAGAUCCCAGUGCUGCUGGAGACCUCCGCCCAAUGUUGCAUCAUGCGCCUAAUCAGCUUGAUGACUUGGAGUCGCUGUGGGGAGUGGGCAGCUCUCCUCAGAGAGAUGACCUCAAACUGUUAUGUGAACAAAAUGAGGAAGAAGUUUCUCCGCAGCUCUUCACGUUUCAUGAAGCAGUGUCACAAAUGGUGGAGAUGGAGGAACAGGUAGUAGAAGACCACAGAGCUGUGUUUCAGGAGUCUAUAAGGUGGCUUGAAGAUGAGAAAGCUCUAUUAGAGAUGACUGAAGAGGUGGACUAUGAUGUGGACACCUACGCUACACAGCUUGAAUUAAUCCUGGAUCAGAAAAUUGACAUCCUGACUGAAUUACGUGAUAAAGUGAAGUCGUUCCGAUCUGCUUUACAAGAGGAGGAGCAGGCCAGCAAACAAAUAAAUCCCAAGAGGCCUCGAGCUUUUUAAAGGAAGGCGUCGAUGAAGGAUCACUUUAAAAAGAACUUUCUACUGUAAAAUAGAAUUAUUAUUAUUAUUAAACUGUGGCCGUAAGAACCCAAUUACUUGAAACUUUGAGUAAACUUUUAUAAUGUCAGUGGAGAUGUCCUCCUCUUUCACUUGAAUGGAUAACUGUUUUGGGCUAACCACUACACUGACGAUGAGACAAGCUUCACAUCCGAACGGCACAAACUUAUCGGUAGGGACUGCGAGGCACUUUGUCCAAAUUACUUCAUUCAAUCAUGUCUUAUUUUCCAAACGUCUGUUUUUCUAAUUUUUUUCCCUUUUUCUUGUUUUUUAUUUUAUUUUUUAAAUAAAUAAGUUUAAAACUGUGUACUGGAAGGUAUACGCCAUUUUUUCUAUUUUUAAUACAAGAUUCCGUUUUUGCUGCAAGAUGAGACAUUCUGAUUUUAAGUUCCAUGCAUGACUGCCUAUCCAUCUGUAAUUGUACAGGUACAAAUGUUACAGGGGUGAGCUGUGCACACCCCCGUGUGUCUUUAUUGAUCAUACACCCUUUUUAAUUAUGCGCAGCCUUAACUUAAUAAAAUAAAAAUAUUCUUUGUUUGUCAAUGUAAAAUAA